This is a messenger RNA of Coturnix japonica (Japanese quail), 7351 nucleotides long. RefSeq names its product LMBR1 domain containing 2 (gene LMBRD2). Gene Ontology annotation, cellular component: membrane. Gene Ontology annotation, biological process: adrenergic receptor signaling pathway. Lineage: Eukaryota; Metazoa; Chordata; Aves; Galliformes; Phasianidae. The record is from RefSeq and is a predicted model, not a curated record.
CGGUGACGGGAAAUGUCGGCGGUGCCGGGCCCCGCGGCGAGGAGCGAGUCGGGCGGUGCUGUGUGUGUGGCGGUUUGAGGCCUCGUUUGGGGAGAGGUGGCAGCGAGCAUGGAGGGCGGCCCAGCCCCGCGGGACGGCGGCUGCUGAGCGCGUUCUGAUCAACAUUUUUAUGUGAGCUGUGCUGAGUGCCUGGAGUCAACCUUCAAUAAUGAGUGGUGCAGCGUUGGGCCUUGAGAUUGUGUUUGUCUUUUUUCUGGCCUUAUUUCUACUUCAUCGAUAUGGAGACUUCAAGAAACAGCAUAGGCUGGUGAUCAUUGCAACGUUACUGGCUUGGUAUCUCUGCUUUCUGAUUGUAUUUAUACUGCCUUUGGAUGUCAGUACGACCAUUUAUAAUCGAUGCAAGCUUGCUGUUAACUCCAGCCCCGCAGAAAGUAAUGGCUCUUUUGUUACUCUUGCUCCAAGCAAGCAAAAAUGUUUCAAACCAUGGAGUUAUAUCCCCGAUGGAAUUAUGCCAAUUUUCUGGCGUGUUGUAUACUGGACAUCACAAUUUUUAACAUGGAUUCUGCUACCUUUCAUGCAGUCUUAUGCUAGGUCAGGAGGGUUCUCCAUUACUGGAAAGAUUAAAACUGCACUGAUUGAGAAUGCAAUCUAUUAUGGUACUUACCUGCUGAUUUUUGGAGCAUUCUUAAUAUACGUUGCGGUAAACCCAAAGUUCAAUUUACAAUGGAAUCAGCUUCAGACUAUUGGGAUUGCUGCUGCAAACACAUGGGGUCUCUUUCUUCUUGUGUUGCUUUUGGGCUAUGGUCUGGUGGAAAUUCCCCGUUCUCACUGGAAUGGGGCUAAGAGGGGUUAUCUUCUCAUGAAGACCUAUUUCAAAGCUGCCAAACUGAUGACUGAAAAAGCGGAUGCAGAGGAGAAUUUGGAGGAUAUUAUGGAGGAAGUUCGUAAAGUAAGUGAGAGUAUCAAGUAUAAUCACCCUUUGAGAAAAUGUGUUGACACAAUACUAAAAAAGUGUCCUACUGAGUACCAGGAAAGAAUGGGUAGGAACAUGGAUGAUUAUGAGGAUUUCGAUGAAAGACAGAACAGUUAUCCAAGUGAGAAAAGUUUGGUCAAACUUCACAAGCAGGUUAUUUAUUCAGUACAAAGACACCGUCGUACACAGGUCCAGUGGCAAAUUCUUCUAGAACAAGCCUUUUACCUGGAAGAUGUGGCAAAAAAUGAAACUAGUGCAACUCGACAGUUUGUUCAUACUUUUCAGUCCCAGGAACCAGAGAAUAAAAUUAUUCAAUAUUUCUACACACCAACUAUUGAGUGGUACUGGGAGUGUCUUUUACGACCAUGGUUUUACAGGGUUCUUGCAGUUGUUUUGGCCACAUUCUCUGUGAUUGUCGUGUGGUCGGAGUGCACGUUUUUCAGCACAAGGCCAGUUUUAUCACUAUUUGCAGUUUUCAUACAGCUGGCAGAAAAGACAUACAAUUAUAUAUACAUAGAGAUGGCCUGUUUUCUUACCAUCUUCUUCCUCAGUAUCUGUGUUUAUUCCACUGUCUUUAGAAUUCGUGUGUUUAACUAUUACUACUUAGCUUCACAUCAUCAAACAGAUGCAUACAGUCUCCUUUUCAGUGGCAUGUUAUUUUGCCGUCUUACUCCACCAUUAUGCUUGAACUUCUUGGGCCUGACCCACAUGGAUGCAACAAUCUCUCACAGAGAUGCUCAACCAACUGCUUACACAUCAAUAAUGGGAUCAAUGAAAGUGCUGUCCUUCAUUGCAGAUGGAUUCUAUAUAUAUUACCCAAUGCUUGUUGUCAUUCUUUGUAUUGCCACAUAUUUUAGUUUAGGAACUCGUUGCUUGAAUCUUCUGGGUUUCCAGCAGUUCAUGGGGGACAGUGAAAUGACCUCUGAUUUGAUUGAUGAAGGAAAAGAGUUAAUCCGAAGAGAGAAAAGAAAACGGCAAAGGCAGGAAGAAGGUGAAAACAGAAGAAGGGAAUGGAAAGAGCGAUAUGGAAAUAGAGAGGAUUCCACUAGAAACAGGGUUGUCCACACAGAGCAAAAAGAAUCCAGCUUCUCAGAGACUAAUGCUAAUAGACCACUAUCGAAGUACACCCGAACAAAUGGUAGGACUGAAAGAGACAGAAUAGAACUUCUUCAGGAUGCAGAACCUUUGGAUUUUAAUGCAGACUCAAUUAAUGAUGACCCUCUUGAAUCGGACUCUGGAAGGUACCAGCCUGGUGGAAGAUAUCUGUCAAUGUCUCGAAGCAGAAUAUUUGAGGAUGUCUAAUCUAAAUAUAAAGAAAAAUCAUUGGCAAUCUAUUUCCUACUCACUGCUUGGUAAACAUUGUAUUUAUGAUUAUUGCUGAACUAGAAAAGACAGUUUUUGUUUAAUUAAAAAAAAAUGAAGAAACAACUACAUUUUCAAAGUGUAUCUGUGUAUGGUAACUCUACCGUUUAUGACAAGAAUAUGUUUUUAUUUCAGAUGUUAUUGUGCAUCCAUAUGAGCUAUUUGCAAUGAUCAAAAGGAGGGAACUAACAAAUUAGUAGAGAAUAAGUUUCAUAAAAAAGGCUCAACUUGCAUUACAAUAUUAAGUUUUACAGUGAACGUUUUCUGGAAGGAUUAUUAUUUUUUUUUAAUAGAAAAAGAUGCUAUGAUAAAAUCUUGAUGCAUCCAAAGUGCAGUUAUAGUGACUACAAUAGUGGACACUUUCUACAUUUUCUGUUUAAACAUUUAUGAUUAGUCCAAAAUUUACAGAUUUAAAUUAGUCUUCUUUUGGCUUCAGUGUUCUUUAGAUCAGACCCUAUAAACAGAAGGGCUGAAUGGCAGCCUGUUUUCGUAAAUCUUGCGAUUAGUUUUUGCUCAUUAGUUUUAGAACAACAUGUAUUUGUCAAGAAAGGUAAUAUUUUCUUUUCCAGUGUUCAGGGCCAGGCUGGGUGGGGCCAUGGGCACAAGGAGUUGGAUUGUCCUUAUGGUCCAACCCAAGCCAUUCUAGGAUUCUGUGUGUGAUUAAAAGAAUAUGGAUGAAGGUUUCACUGUCAGAGGAACGUAUGUGCAAUAGCAAGGAAAUGUUAGCAAGACAUGACGUCUGCUUAAGAUUUUUACAGUACUAACUGUAGAAAAGUCUUGGCACACUAAUGUUUUGGUUGGUGGUUGUUGUUGUUUUAAGCAUAAAAGAAGUCUAAUGUGAAUAAUGAGUUAAAUUCUGAAAAAGAAUAAUUUGCAUGAACUUCAGACACAGCUUAAAAUUUUUGAGUUUUUCUUUAGAGGAAGGGAAAUACAUAGCAUGACUAGAUAAUGAUGAACACUUUUAACAUCUCAGAUGCCCUGUUUGCAUUAUGUAUCAGUUUUUAAGGUGCCUGUAUUUUGCAGUAAGUUGUUGCAAAAAAGAAUAAAUGCAUAUUCGUUUAAAUGCCAUUCAAAAAUGCCAAUUAUUAACUAUGUAGAAGUGCUUCUAUGUGAUUUAAUUGGUAUAGAUACGUUUUAAGCUGUAGCUAGUCAAAUGAACUUUCAAGUGUAAUCAUAAGGUAAGAGAUGUGGUCAUACACGUGAUAUCUUGGGAAAUAUGAUUAACUUAAAAUGCUGCUUUAUUGCUUUAUUCCUUGCACUUGGGAGUUUUCUUUUGAUCUUAUUGUAAAAUGAUGGUGAAAAUGGAAAGAGAACAUGCUUCUGUCAUAAAUUCUAUAUCAUACUUAAAAAGACAGGCAUCUAUUAAAGCAUCUGAGACUAAGAUAGUCUGAAAAGUAAACUUUUAUGAACUACAUGUUCUACUAAUUUUUAGAAGUAGUCUUUUUCUGAAGUAAAUGGGGAUCUAACUCUACCUCCUGUGAUUUAGUACAUUAUGUGUUCUAACAGUAGUGGUAUUUAUAAUGUAUUGAUCUGCCUGUUUUAAAACAGUGUAUUGUUAUUAUGAAGGAGGAAAAGUACUUGUGUAAAAAUGGUUAUGUAAAUAAAGGGCAGACAUAAAUUAAUCCUCAGUUCUGAGGUGAAUACACUGAAUCACAGCCAUGCUCAAAUGUACCCAAGCUCAUGUAUUUUCUACAUUGCAUGUAAGAGAACACUUUUUUUUUAGUUUGGGUAUUUUAUGUCUUUUAAAAGCUUGAUCAGAAUCUCAUGGCUGUAUCAGGGAAUGAAAGUCAAGAAAAUUAUACACUUGUUUUUGGAUGCAGACUGUUCUAUAGCAACUUUGUGAUGUUACAUAUUUAAAUUUUAUUAGAUACACUUAGAAAUGCUAUUAUUCCAGCCUGAUCUGAAAGAGGUUGUAUAUGUUUUUGGACAUCCAUCAACAAUUAACAUUUCUAGACUUUAUAUUUCUAUUUUUAUAGCUUAUAUAUCAUUUAAUUGCCCAAAAGUUUAUUUUUAAUUUGUAUUUGUAAAAAUACAUGGAUGAAAUAAAGUGUAAAUUCUUUAUUUAACUCUUGAAAUGUCACUACAAAGGGAUCUAAUUCAGUGCUAAUGGAAAAAUCCUGAAAGGAAUGUUUGUUUUUCAGAACUCUUGUGAAAUAUUCCUAUCUAGCUGCUGUUGACUUCAGAGUAUUGAAUCAGCCUUCUCAGGGCAUGAUUUUUCUGUACUCAUAUUAUCAUAAAAUCAUAGAAUAGGACAGGUUGGAAAAGACCUUAAAGAUCAUCAAGUCCAAAUACAACCUGACCAUACUACCCUAACUAACAACCCUCCACUAAAUCAUAUCCAUGUAAUUUGAGGAGUUUACUGUAAAUUAUUUGCCAUGGGAAUCCAUCUGCUAAUAUUGAAAUUAUGAGGUCAUUUAGAUGGGAAUCUUCUGACCUUUUAUUGCUUGUUGCAGUGGAGUAGUAGAGUAACCAAUGGCUGCUUUUUGAAACCACACACAUAGCUCAGCAGUUCUCUCUGGGUAGUGCUUCGAGAUCCCCAGUGCCACAUACCAGCUAGAUACUAAGAAUUUAAAUAGGGAGUUGAUAAGUGGUGUCAUCCAUCUGAUGUUUUAUCCAUGUAUUCAUUUCUGAGUAACAGUUUUUAUUCUUGCUCUAAGUGCAUUUUGUAGCUAAUUAGUGUUUCAAAAAGUAAUUGUAAGUUAUUAUGACUAAAUAUGAAAAGCUUUCAACUAAAAAUGACUGGUUACAAUAAAAGAACAUUACAGAACCAAACCAUAUACCUGCACAACAUUUGCUGUGUACUUGAGCUCAUUGCAGACUACUUUGGUUACUGCUUAAGAAAAUAAUGCAGAACUUGUCUGGGGGUUAAGUAAGUGCCUGAAGAUUUACCCUAACUCCUAGCUAGACUGUGGCAUCUGUUGCUGAGCUCUUUGCUACUGUAAUUAUACUAUAAAAUAGAGUACCUUAAAUAAAUAAACACAAGUAAAUAAACUAAAGCCAGCUUUGGCAUGUUUAAGCAGUGAUUGUAAUAUAUGUUAAUGUUUUUGUUGCAACACGUUUGAUCCAUAGUAGAUUAUUUGAUGUAUAACUACCUUGCAAAGUGUGCUUUAGAAAACAGGAUGUUAAUUUAUCAAUUCUGUUGGUACGCAAUCAUGUUUCUUUGCAACUAAAGACUGUCAGUUAUACCUUAAUUUACAAUUUCACUUUUUGAAUUGCCAAGCAGCUGGAGUAUACAUCUUAAGCUGUGAACACCACAUACACAUAGAAAUGGCACCAAACAACUACCCAAGCUUGUAAACCAAUGGGGAGAAUCCACGUAAAUUGUCACAAACUUUACAGAGUGGGAGUGAAAAAAAGUAACUACUUAAACAGUCUGUCAGUGCUGGAUUUCUUAAGAAGUACAGAUAGCAAAAAGCUCUAAUCAAACUUACUGCUCCUGCUAGAUUUGUAGUUCUGUGUUUUCAGGCAUUUAAGCAUGUACAUGUUCUGCUAACUUACAUACAUUGCGAAAUGAGCCCUCUCUGCAUGUGAAGGCACAGCUCUUAGUGAUGUGAAGUCAGGAAUUCUUUUUAUGAGGGAAUAUAAAAGACACUGAGCUUCUAAUCUGUGUUAGCAAGUGAUAACGUGGGCACACUAUGAUAUAUUCUGUUAUUUAGGUACAGCAACAAACUUUAUACUACUGUAACUUACACUACUGGAAAAAUCACAAUAUAUAAUAUGUCUUUGUUUUGCAAUCAAGCACUUGUAAAAUAAAUUGUCAUUAGCAGUAUUAAUGGGAAUGGUGGAAAGCUGCUAUCUGUUGAAUAUUUAUUCUUGCUAUUUUAAAACACAGUCUUGAUUUUUAGAUAUGAAAUAUUACCAAUGGUUACUCUGAUUUUCAGUAAUGAUGAUAAUUCUCAGUUUAUUAAAUUUAUCUCAGAAUAUUGACAAUGUUUAAUGAAAAGUACAUUAUUUCUUCCAGUUUUCAUUACUGCUGUUAAUUACUUGCCAUUUGAGGGGAUAUACAAUACUAAAUAGAGAUCAUUUUAUGAAUGGAGACUUCCUGUGAGGCUUCUUAAGGAAAUCUGCCUAUUUGUGACAGAUAAUUGUUUCUAUCUUAAUAAUUAAAUAAAAGCCACUCAUUGCAUAUAUUGGCUCCUAGCUUUUAAUUUUUGUUUUAGCAUUCAGAAAAUGAUCUUUUUUUUUUCCUUUUUCCUUACAGAGAAGCUUACUGGUGUAUCUUGUAAACCUUUUGAAAUUCUUACAUUCCUUUUCCCUAAUGGACUCUGCAGGAAUAUGCUGCUUCACAGCAGUUCUCUUGAUCUUAUCUGUGCCUCUAAUUAAGUAGUCUAAUCUGAAGCUGAGACACUCCUACACCAUUUGAUUAUGUUGACAGAAACACAGCAUCCCUAGCAGAAUAGCACCUUGAACUAGAUCCCUUUCUAGUAUAUAGAUGGCUGUCAUUGAUUGUAUUGCAUUACAUUUGGUAUCUUCUGUUUCAACUGUACAGUAAUCCCAAUCACAUUUGUUCUUUGUCUCCAUUAAAAUGCACUGGAAUGUGUUCCUCAGCAUGCCUAAUUUUGUGUGCGUGUGUUUUAGCUGUAAUUGAGAGGCAAUAAUAAUAUGCAACUUCAAUUAUUUCUUCAGGAUAUUGUUGUUAUAUUUGGCAUUCCUGUGAAUUAGUUCAAGUGUGAUAUCUUAACUGUCACUGUAGGAAUUACUUUCUUUAAGAGAUCAUGUUAUACAGGAGUGUCUGGAAGACAAGGGAAAUUAUUUGCAAGUAUAGUAACAGAAGAUGUUUAUUCUCCAGUGUACAUCAAGUUUAGGCUGUAGGAGUGCUGCUCAUGGAUAGACUAGGUUCUUUUGCCUUAUGAUACAAGUAUGUGUGCAUAAAACAUUGUUUUAAAAUUCACCGAGUUAUAAAUCUUCCUGUGUAGUAUUUAAAUUAUUGAUGUACUGGAUAUAUUUUUGAAAUGUAUGUUAAAAUAUUUAGUCAAUGACUUAAGUUGGCAUGAAAUAAAUCAUUUCUGCAAUACA